Messenger RNA from Crotalus tigris (Tiger rattlesnake), 7909 nucleotides. RefSeq names its product TOG array regulator of axonemal microtubules 2 (gene TOGARAM2). The coding region runs from base 436 to 3471 and encodes 1011 amino acids. The transcript is spliced from 21 exons. Gene Ontology annotation, biological process: microtubule cytoskeleton organization. Gene Ontology annotation, molecular function: microtubule binding. The record is from RefSeq and is a predicted model, not a curated record. Lineage: Eukaryota; Metazoa; Chordata; Lepidosauria; Squamata; Viperidae. Gene Ontology annotation, cellular component: cilium; cytoplasmic microtubule.
UGUUAUUAGCUCCUGGAAGCAAAGGCCCAGCACACAUAAUCCCCUUUCCUAUUAUUGUUGAGACUUUUUCAGAGUUAAGGUGCUGCCAGGUCACUCCAGUGCUCAUCGUGCAAACCCCCAGGAGAGACAGGCCAGCAAAAUCUCUUCCUCACGCCACUGGCAUCUCAAGACUCCUUAGAAAACAUGGUUGCUAUGCAGCCUUGUUUGUUCACGAUAAAUAUAGCAAUAAAUAAGAGGAACACCCAUGGGAUCACUGGUUUCAGGACUCAUAGCAGAGACCAUAAUACAACAUGUAGAAACUGAAGCAAUCCCACAUAUACAAUCAAAGAAACUGAGAUAUUCUGGGAAAGAAGUAACAGCAGUUCUGGGUCCAGAAAAAUGGAGUAGAAGUUGAAACUCCUUAGCUGUGCAGGUACCUCAGGCUCUUCGAGGUGCAUGGCAACACAUGAUGAUUUUAUGGCAGGAAAGUACCAAGCUCAGGUUGCAAUAUAUUGUGGCAGCAUUCCCAAACUAAAAUCUGGAUGCAAGUCAUCUAGAGGAGGAAGCAUUGAUUCUACUUUGCAGCUCCAUGGAAAUGGAUGGAUGACAACACAUGAGGGCGAGGACCCUACCUUGGCAUCUCUUCAUUCAGUUUUAAAACAACAAUCAUGUUUAUGGGGAAGCAAAGGAGAACCUCCAGAUGUUUCUUCUCUGGAGAGCUGCGACAGUAGACAUGGCCUUCAGAAGAAUACAGACAGUACAGUCAUGAAUGACUCUUCACAGAUACCUAAUGCCCAGCCAAAGUACAGUCUCAGUGAAUUGGAAAUAAAUAGUGCAGCCAUGGAGACUGCUCAAAUUAAGGAUAAACUCAAAAAAAGAAGAAUGUCAGAAGGCCUACUGGCAUCAAAAAAAGGCUUGCUGGACAAAGCUGUUCCCAAGGGACCUGCCCUUAAACCAGCCAUUUCCAGAUCUGCUUCUCAAAGACUGCUGGUCACUCCCAAGCCCAUGCCUCCUAUUCAGAGCAUACCAAAUACCCCAGAGACCAACAAUGCUCAAGAAACAGAGCCACAAGUUAGGGAGAAUGGUUCAAGCUCUUUACAGGCUGAAGGAGUUAAUCCAGAUUUAACAUCCACCCAGCAGAUUGCACAUGGUCAUGAUGAGAAUCCAAAAAAAUCUUUAGGUGCUGCCUUGAUCCCACCCAUCCCCAAGUUAGGAAAGGCAUAUGAAGAAAAUUCUCAGAACGUUGCAGAAUGCUUUUCAAGCCUGCCGCAGGCAGAAUGUGUCCCACUUGCUAUAGUUGAGUGUCCCAAAACAAGGUCAUUGUCAGAGCCUGGUAAUGGUGAAGACAACAGCCCAAAAACACUGGAAACUGGAUUGUCUAAACCUGCUUUCCAGAAUGGCUUUCCUGCACCUCUGAAGAUUGUUGGGGGAUCACUGGCAUCCUUACUGCCACCUGCCACCUCCUCCCUCUGUCUGACCAAGGAAGAAGGCUUGCAUUCAAAUCCUCACCUGUUAAAAGAUGAAUGGAAAGAGAGCAAUGGGAGGAUUCAUGUGACAAUAUCCAAGUCAGCUCAGGAGAAAAUGCGUCAGAAGCAGCUAAAGGAGAUAGAGUUCUUGCGUAAAGAAAAGGAAAAGGAGAAAGAGAGAGAAAAGGAAAGACCCACAAAAACCCAGGAACAACAGUCAAGGAAUGCUCUGGAUGGAUCCAGUUGGCUUCAUCGUAAUGGAGCCACCCCUGUUACUCUUCACCUGAGCAAUCCUUGCAGAGCUUCUGUUGGGAUGGCCUUAAGAAAACGAGUGAACAGGCCCUCAUUGCCCAGCAUCCCUGUUAUCAGCCAAGACAGCAAUUUCCUGAGACAUGCAUCAGCUAAUUCCCUGCCAGCAAAUCUCCAACACUCUCCAAAAUGGGAAGAGGACCUUGUAAGUAGGGAUGCCUUUGAGAUAAGACCGUUGUCUCAUCCAGAACACGAAUUAAUCGAGGCUCUCAAGUGGCUCAGCAGCAAUGAUUGGCACCUGAAGGAGAAAGGACUCCUCAACAUCAUAUGCUUGGCUACCUGCCAUUCAGAAGUUCUGCAGGGUAGACUUCAUGAUGUUUCCUUGGCAGCUACAAAGGAGGUUAGCAACUUACGAUCUAAAGUAUCUAGGUUUGCUAUUGAGACACUUGCUGAAUUGUUCAAAGCUAUGAAGAAGCACAUGGAUCAAGAGAUUGAGGAGAUUUCUCGAGUCCUGCUGCAGAAAGCAGGUGAUACUAGUGAAUUCAUCCAGAAAGCAGCUGACCAGUCCCUGGGAAUCAUGGCACAGAGUGUGACUCCAUCGCGAGCAAUGACAGCCCUCAUGGCCAAUGGAGUGAACCACCGAAACCCCCUCAUUCGAAAAUGUGCUGCUGGACACUUACUGACAGUCAUGGAACAAAUUGGGGCUGAGAAACUGCUCUCGGGCAAUCGGGAGAGUACCGAGUUAUUAGUGCAGACAUUAGUGAAAAUGGCUCAGGACUGCCAUCAAGACACAAGGUGUUAUGGCCGGAAGAUGCUGAACAUGCUUAUGUGUCAUUCAAAAUUUGAUGGGUAUUUGAAACAAAAUGUACCAUCACAUGACCUACGGGAUGUCAUGGCUGCAAUUAAACAAAAAGGGACAGAAGAUUCAGCCUCCCAAGCAACUUCUGCCAAAAGUUACCGAGGAUCAAAGAAUGGCAGUUUGACAAUCUCACUGGACAGCCUGUCUUCGGGCGAAGGGUCUACCAUGGAUGUUCUUAAUUUCUCACAACCUGCAGCUCGUGGUUCCUCACUUCGCAGCAUAGAAAUAAUGGAGCAGCUGAAGGAAUUGAACAAACAGCUUGGAGCCAAGGAAUUUCAGAUACGAAUAGAUGGAAUAGCCUUACUAAUGGACCAUUGCAAGAAGAACCCACACUUUGUCUCAUCAAAUAUUGUGCAGAUUUUUGAUACUUUUACACUGAGGCUUCAGGAUUCCAACAAGAAAGUGAAUCAGUAUGCAUUAGAAUCAGUUGUCACCAUGAUUCCAGUGCUUAAGAAUGGCUUUAAUCCAGUCCUGCUCUCCGUGGUGACUAUAGUGAUGGACAACUUAAACUCAAAGAAUUCUGGGAUUUACAGUGCGGCAAUAAAGGUUCUGGACAUAAUGAUUACUUAUUUAGAUAACCUAUUGCUGCUUCAAAUAUUUGCCAGCAGAGUGCGUUUUCUCACUGGCCGAGCUCUGCAGGACAUCACGGAAUAUCUGGCAGGUCUUGUGGCUGUUGCUUAUCCACAAAAGCCUCAAGUUACGGAACGUCACAUCCUUCCUGUUCUCUGGUAUUUCCUGAGUAACAUGAUUGGUAAUGGGGUAUUGCCUGGGAAGAGUGGAAAUGUGAGAACUGUGGUCUCUAAACUCACUAAAAGCUUGCACAAACAAAUGGGGCUGAAACUUGAGGAAUAUGCUUGCAACCAACCACAACAUGUGAUCAAACUGUUUCAAGAUCUUCUAGAUAUGGAUCUUCACUGAAGAGAGCCUGUUACUGUUUCUGGAACAGUUAUAGUGGGACAUUUCAAAGAGGAGCAAAAUGGAUAAUGAUACAGAACUUGCCAUUACUUAACCUUUUUAUUUUUGAGUCUCCUGUUGAAAGCUUUUAGUAAUAACCUACAACGGAAAAUGUAUAUAAUAUAUUUUGCUGUAGAAUUAAAUCAUCUAUUUUUUUAAGGUUUAAGCUCCUCCAAUUUUGACCCAUAGAGAUUUCCUCAAUGACAAUAAUGCAUAAAUGUCAUAACUGUAACAUUUAUAUGUGUAAAAAGAGAAAUUUAUUUAUGUAAUAUACAUUUGUCUACAGUAUGUGAUAAAGUGAUAGAGGUAAAUUUUAAACCAUAACAGUGCCUCUAUCACUAUGGAUUGCCAGUUAGAGAAGAUGAAUUAUAUGACUAUAAAAAAGAGGCCAGCUUAAGCAAAUACCAAUUUGUGGUAGCUUCCAAACGGUCAUGUAAGCUGCCCAGCAAAGUUAUUCCUUAGGUGGUUACUGGAAAAAAAUUGUGAAAGGAAGAAGAGGAAAUCUGAAUAUAAAUGCUGGACACAAAAUGCAUAAGAAAUAUUCCAAACAAUGUUUUUCUUCCAUUCAGUUGACCUGUUAUAGAGGAGAUGACACACAGUUCUUCCACUUAGCACUGGCAUAGUAUAUUCUCAUUUCUUUAUUCUUUUUUACAAGCCAUCAAGGAGAAAAAAAUGAAACACCACGCAAUGCCUCUUGUCAGAUAGGUUUUGUUGCUGUCUUGAAGAACCAAGAAAAUCUCAUUUAUCUCAUACUAUGUUAGGAACUUGAGAUGAUAUAACUUGUCACUACUUUCUGUUCAUUGUUUUUGAAUCUGCCUCUCUUCACUUAAUUAGCAAAGUAUCUAUACAGCACUUCCUUUAGUAAUACAAUACAGUAGAGUGGUUUGGAACAUCUGGAAUUGUCUGGUUGUGCUCUAGAAGCACUAGCCUUCAGCAAUGAUUUCCAAAUUGAUUCUGAAAUACUGGAAGUCAAAAUUAAUCCCUGCAGAAUUUCUAUAUGGACAGCUGUCAUUUGCUAAUGUGGCAUAAAUGUCCAUCAUCAUUAGAUUAAUAUUUUAAAAAGUAAAAUGUUUUAAUUAUUAAAAAUACAUUUUAAAUUUCCUUUGUUUGCAUUUACAUUUUGAUCCUCGAUAUUCAAAAGGCAUUAAGUGCCAGCCCCAAAGGAUAGAUCAAGAAAUCAAUGCCAUAUUGGUCAAAAAUUACUUUUAUCAGAACAGCUAUAAUAACAGGAUCUUGCAAGUCUAAAUGUGCUUCCCCCUCUCUCAUUUUAUAUCCAUAUGAAUUAGGGAUGGGUUUAUCUGAGGCAUUUUCUCAGAUUAAUUUCUUGGAAUGGACUUAAACCACACUUGUCUGAUUGUUGACUUGAAAAUAGAGAUUUCCUUUAUCCUUCAAGGCCAUUCUCUGUUGUCUCUACAUUAACUUGAGAGUGAGGUGGGAAGGAUUAUCUGAAUGAAAAUAUGCAACUAACCUGGAUAUUUUGUCUAAACUAGCAGUAAUCAGCAGUAAUUAGUGCCAGAGGUUUCUAAGUGCUAAUAGUUUGCCUCUCAUGAAUGUCUGGAACACAAAAAGCUUUCUGCCUUAGUCUAAAUGUAAGGCCAAAUGAAGUGUUCCCUCAAAUCAGACCAAAAGCCUAUCCGUUGGAAUGGGGGGGGGAGGAGAGCAUAAGUGGAAAGCGAAUGCAAUUCUAAUAAUAAUCAAGUUCCUUAUUAAAGUUUUUGACAAGAUAAGAGCAAAAAUAUUUAAAGAAAAACUCAAGUGAUACUGGUGUUCUUUCUUGUGACUUUUUAAGAGAUUCACAAAGCCAAGAAGGAAAGGAAUGUGUCAUUUGGGGUGAAUUGUUAUAAGCAUGCUGAAGAUAUUCAGCUGUACCUCACCACACCAAGCCAUGUCAGGCAUAUUAUGGAAAGCUUGAAUCAAUAUCUGAAGGCUCAGGUAAAAUAAACCUAAGCUAAAUACCUAUCUCCAGGAUUAAUUGCUAUAUGUCAAUAAACAUCUGAGGACAUCAGUCCCAGUAGUUACUCUGAAUGAGGUUAAGCUUCCACACUAAGUUGGUUUCUGGACCUUUUCUUGGAUUCUUGGAUACUAUCUAAACAAAGGUGAAGAUGUGGCUGGGGGAGGGUGGGUAUGCCAAAUGCCUACCUGGACCCAGAUUCUGAUAACUGAUGCCCUAAUCUCAAUAUAUCCGGAUUACUGUAAUAUGCUUUAUUUGGGAUAUUUGCAAUAUUUGGAGAAGCUGCUAGUCCCACUAGGUGGAGCAAUUUAGCUUCACGGGAUAUCUAAAAUUACUUUUAUUGAGAUUGAUAUAAUCACAGAAUUUUCAAAUCUUAUGGUGCUGUAUGUCUUCUUAAGUAAAUUAGGGAGGUGUCUAUCUGAGCUGGUUAUGAAUGUUAUCUGGCCGUUCUCGACUUUAAAAUGUUUCAGAUCCUUUUGCUUAGAACACAGUUCUUGCAUAUUUCCAUCAAGCUCAUCUUCCUUAUUCUCUACAGAAGCUGUAAUGGUCCAAGAUGUGCUGCUGAUGAAUCGGUCCUACUAUUGUAGGGCAGCACUUCUAAUAAUUUUUGCACUAGUUAUCCCGGAGGUUUCCAAAAUCAGCUGAGUCUGCACAUCUAGUAAGAACAUCUCAAGAGGUUUUGCUGAAAGUCUUUCAUUUUUGGUGGGCAUGGACUAGGUGACAGACCUUUUCCAAGGGAGGUGCUCUGUGCUUUAAAACUCUUUUGUGUGUGUGUGUAUUUUGGGAAAUCCCCUCCCUCUUCAUGUUCUGUGAGGCCGAUAAAACAAACCUUCUGAUUGUUUAAUGGCAUCCACUUUGGAGUGAGUCAAUUAAUCUGAAAUGCUGCUUGUAUGUGACUAUGCCAUUCACAUUCUCUGGACUAGUGUGAAUUACCCAAUCUAUACAUGAAGUAAUGCUAAUGUGGAAUUGCAAUUGUGAAAAUUUGGCACAAUUAUACAGUAGAGCAACUCUUUUCUUAGUGCUAUUCACUAAAUUCAUAAAGGGGAAAGCAAGAGUGUCUUUACUCUAUAAACUUAUUAGGUGCAUGUACAAAGACUCUUGGCAAUUUCUAAGUGUAUAGCAGUUUCGGGUCUUCUCAAAAUCCCAUGUAUUUGGGCAAGACUAGGUUAAAUUCUCCUUCCUCUCUAAAUUCAUAUUGUGCGGCUUAUGAGUUAACUAUGCAUAUAGGAGGAAAACAACCAUGGUUUGAGUCCCAAUCUCCUUUAAAUAGCUUUCUGCUCAGGAGAUACUCCUGCUAAUGAAAUAGACAGAAGUCAGUUUUAUUAACAGUAUUUCCUUUUUUAAUGGUCUGAAAAAACAUGCAAGGUGAAACUGAGAAGGCAGAAAGAGAAGUCAAUGCCAGGAAACAGCCUCUUUCCUUUGGAUUGGAAUCUUUUCUGGGAAUAAAAAGACUGCUCAGGAUUAGGGGUAGGAAACAGAUGGGGUUAGAUGGAGUGCCAGGAUCUGCAAAAGAGAAUUGGCAAAUGCUUCCUACUGCCCUUGAUUCUCUUCUAAAAUAGUUCUUUCAGGUAGGAUGAGCCACAGACACCUACUGAUCCAUCCACACUAUAUAAUAGUGAAAGAGAGAGAAAGACAGAGAGAGGGGGGAGAGAGAGAGAAGGAGAGGGGGGAAAGUACAUAUGAAGGAAGAGGAAGAGUACAUAUGAAGGAAGAGGAAGAGAAAGAGAAAAGCAACAGCAGCAUUUUCUAUUUUCUAUUGCUGGGGCUUCAUUUUUUGGCAAGGGAUUCAGAGAAUUUGUUUUAUUAAUCAAUUAGUUUGCUAUUCCACCUUUGCCACCCUGAAAUCUGCCUUGAAAUUUCUGAAGUUUUAUUAUUUACGUAAAAAGGAUCCUGUUCUGUUGCCUCAUUCUCAGGAUGCCUGAAAACAUAGAACUGUUAUAAUCUGGAUCUUUCUUUUUGAAGAGGCAUUAUGAAUCACAAUCACAGUUACCUAGCACCACCACAAAAGGAUCAGUAAGUGUCAGGACAGUUUACUUGGCAAGAGUUGUGCAAAGACUUAGGUUUCAUCAGCCUCUGCUAGAUUUAUCCUGUUGACAAACAGCGUGUGCCAGUUUCUGCUCCAGUUUUCUUGUUUAACCUUCACAAGGACACAACAAGCAGCAUUAGACAUAUAUACACCCAGACAGGCAUACUCACAUGGGUAUAAACACACACAUACAUGCAAUUACACAGAGUACAGAAGAGAGCAAUUCAACUCACACAGAGCACACAUAACAGUAUAAUUCACAGUGUGGAAAUGUAGAACAAAAUUUUGGUUAACCAGUUUUAAAAUAUCUUCUUAUUAUGCUGCUACAUCCCAUUUUUUUCUGAAUAAGACAAAGAGCAAUAAGAGCAUAAAUGUAAUAAUUUUUUUUACAAUGAAUGUGUAUUAAAAUGGAAUUGAAUUUCAAA